This is a messenger RNA of Alternaria rosae, 2469 nucleotides long. RefSeq lists its product as uncharacterized. Bases 1 to 2469 code for a protein of 822 amino acids. Lineage: Eukaryota; Fungi; Ascomycota; Dothideomycetes; Pleosporales; Pleosporaceae. The transcript has 3 exons. The record is from RefSeq and is a predicted model, not a curated record.
AUGGCAUCGAAACCGGCCGACCUCAGCCCUGCAGACAAACAGUGGCUCGCUUUCCGCGAGAAGCACGACGCUGAACUCCAAGGCUUCCAGCGACACGCAACGGAGUCAUAUGCCAAGUUUCAGGCCAACGUCAACAAAGAGCGAGCUAUCAUUCUCGCAAAGCAUAAGAGAGAAGAGGAAGAGUUCUGGAAUAAGGCAAAGGCAGCAUUAAACAAGGGGGCGACGAAAAAGCUGGGUAACAAGACUGCCAGGUCUAAGACAGGUGUGCAGAGUCAAGCAAAUCGCCGUGAAGCUGCUGCAACACCAAAGGCUACUCCUGCUAUCAAGAAGACGCCAGCGCCAAGGUCAAAAGCACCACCCAUACCUAAGCCAGCAAGCAACACGACCACACCAGCCGCAGGUUCGAGGAACAAGAACGCCGCCGUCGCAAUCAUCGAUCUUUGUUCCGACGACGAUGACGAUGAAAUAGUGUUGGUCAAGGAGAAGCCUACUUUGCAGAUAGCUGGGCAAGAACCUAUCGCGAAAGACCCUCCCGACUUGUUUGACAAAAGUGGAAACGCAGGUACGACGAAGGCGGAAAAGUUCAAGCGUGAACACAGCGUCUUUGCUCAACAGUCCCAACAUAUAUAUACACAGUCGCCUGCAGUAUCCACAAGCAACACUCCCGGCGUGCACGUCUCGAACUCUGUCACAUCUCAGCAUGCACCAGUAGCUACUCUUAGUACACAGCCGAGCCCGGCCCGGGCAGUGGACUUUGGCGACUGGGCGAAUGUGUCUCGCAUGCCAGAUACUCGUCAAGGAAAGGCAUGGACUCUUGGAGAUAGACCAUUAUCGGCUUCCUCUCCGUGGGCUACCCCCACAAUCUCUGCUUCACAGGGCGUACAUCCGACGAGCGGUUUCGCUCCUUCGAGGCUCUCUCAAGACCACCAGCCAGACAAGUCUCAAUCGCAACGAGGUGUAGGCCACCAACUAGGCCAGUCAUCGAUGUUACAGGAAUCAGCGUUCCACGGCCUUCCGCGAGGCGACCACAGAACUAUACAAGCGAAGGGUCCAGCCUACUUCUUGAAUGGCUCACUUGAAAUUUCACAAGAUCUUGGACUCAGAGAGACGUUUGGUUCUGAUUCCGUCACGAAUCCUGCGACAGAAAGCGUGCAGAGCAAUCAUCGUAAUUCGGAUUCGAAUGAUAUUGACAUGUUGAUGCAUGAAGCCCCGCGUACCCCGACAAAGCCACAGCUGUACACUCCCUACAUGCUUCCCUCGCCUCAAGAUAGCCCUCGUACUCCUACCACUCCCAGAACCCCCAGCUUCAGGAAGCCCUUCCUCCCAGCCAGUGCCACUAAAGAAAGCAUCGCUGUUGUUAGGGGUGUUCGAGCUGGGUCACAGACUUCUCCUUCUGCACCCGCUUAUUGCGCCUCGAGUGUCUCGCAAAGUCAACGUGAUACAUCAGUCGCAUCGCAUACUUCUUUCUCUUCUUGUGCGAGCAGACGCAAGCGAAAAGUGGUUGACAUCAGCAGUGAUGAGGAGAGUGACUAUGCUCCACCAUCCGAUGACGAAGAGCCCGGGUCCCCUGUUCUGACGGACAAGGCGCUUAAGAAUGUGAAGAAGCAGAUAGCUAGGCCAGCGACCAAGAAGGCUAGAUUGCCUCCACCACUCCCACCAGCUUUAGCCUCGAAAGGUGUGUACAACAAGGGUAAGAACGUCUUCGGCUUCACGAAAUCGCAGAUACCCGUACCCAAGGUCAACAGCCAGACUGCCGUCGCAUUACCGACCACUCCGCCGCGUGCGCCCACCAGAAAGCCUCAGCCGACUACACCAUCAACACCGACACCUGCGUCUCAGGAGUCCAAGGUCAUCACGUUGAAGACUCAAGUAGCAACCGCAUCGCGCUCACCUCGAAAAGCCAAGCUUGAUGCGACUGCAAAGAUUACUCAGCUCAGCGAAGCCGAGUUACAAGCGCAGACCAACAUUGCUAUCGAAGAAGCGAACGAGCGCGAGGAAGCAGCAUCUGAAGCUGGGGUCUUCGAGCAAGUCAGAGGUGGUAUGCGAACCAUGUCAAUCACACCCGCUCCUAGUACCGCUAGUAACGCUGUAGAGGACGUACAAAUGCUGGCCGACAUUUCUGACUCCGAGAUCACAUCACCAAAACACGGUCCUGGGUGGAAUUCUUGGACAGACUCUCGCUUCAAUGGCGACAGGUAUCUUGCCAAGUCUCGCGCUGCUCGACCCGUAGUAAUAGACGACUCGGACGACUACAACGACCCGGAUAUCAGUAAGUACAGCGUCAUCAACGGCAUUAUCCUGCAUGAUACGGAUCGAGAGAUACUAAGACUGACGGAAGAGCAGCAGAGGCUUAUGAAAUUAAGAAGGACGGAAGGUGGCAGUCGCGCACGUGUAGUGAGCGCAGUUGAGAUGCCGGAGCAUGGUGUGGCUGGGCGGAGUGGGUGGCGUGCAAGAAAGACGAUGAGGUGA